AUGAAUGUUGUGAUAUUGCAUCUGAUAUGUGUUAAUGUUUAUACUCUCUCGCGCUUUUUCUCUCUCUCGCUCUUUUUCUCUCUCUCGCUCGCUCUUUUUCUAAAUGCUUUUUUUUUUUUUUCUAACUCGCUUUUUCUUCUCUUUUCUUUUUCCUCUGCUCUUUUUUCUCUUUUCCUCUUUCUCUUUUUCUCUCUUUCUCUUUUCUCUCUCUCUUUUCCUCUCUUUUUUUUUUCUCUCUCUCUUUUCUCUCUCUCUCUCUCUUUUUCUUCUCUCUCUCUUUUUCUCUCUCUCUCUUUCUUCUCUCUCUUUUCUUCUCUCUUUCUCUCUUUUUCCUCUCUUUCUCUUUUUCUCUCUCUUCUUUCUCUCUUUUCCUCUCUUUCCUCUUUUUCUCUCUUUCCUCUCUCUCUUUUUCUCUCUCUCUUUCUCUUCUCUCUCUCUUCCUUUCUCUCUCUUUCUUUUCUCUCUCUCUCUCUCUCUCUCCUCUCUCUUUUUCUCUCUUCCUUUUUUUCUCUCUCUUCUUUUUUUCUCUCUCUCUUUUUUCUCUUCCUUUUUUCUCUCUUUUUUUCUCUCUCUUUUUUUCUCUCUCUUCUUUUUCUCUCUCUCCUUUUUCUCUCUCUCUCUUUUCUCUCUCUUCUUUUUCUCUCUCUUCUUUUUCUCUCUCUCUCUUUUUCUCUCUCUCUCUCUCUUCUUUUUUCUUUUUCUCUCUCUCUCUCUCUUUUUUCUCUCUCUCUCUUCUUUUUCUCUCUCUCUCUCUCUCUCUUUUUCUCUCUCUCUCUUCCUUUUUCUCUCUCUCUCUCUUCCUUCCUCUCUCUCUCUCUCUCCUUCUCUCUCUCUCUCUCUUCCUUCCUCUCUCUCUCUUCCUUCCUCUCCUCUCUUCCUUUCUCUCUCUCUCUUCUUUCUCUCUCUCUCUUCAUUACCAUAUCAGAGGCAAUGCUUUAUUUAUGGUGCUUGACAUCAUUCAAGAGAAUCACUGACUUCUUUUCCCUUGUCUUUCUUUCUUUCUUUUUUCUUUUCCCUCGUCUUUCUUUCUUUCUUUUUUCUCUUCCCUCGUCUUUCUUUCUUUCUUUUUUCUUUCUUUCUUUCUUUCUUUUUUCUUUUUCCUCGUCUUUCUUUCUUUCUUUCUUUUUUUUCUUUUUCUUUUCUUUCUUUUCCUUUUUCUUUCCCUUCUUUCUUUCUUUCUUUUUUCUUUCCCUCGUCUUUCUUUUCUUUCUUUCUUUUUUCUUUCCCUUUUUCUUUUUUCUUUUUUUUUCUUUUCUCGUCUUUUUCUUUCUUUUUUUUUUUCUUUUCCCUCGUCUUUCUUUCUUUCUUUUUUCUUUUUUCUUUCUUUCUUUCUUUCUUUUUUCUUUUCCCUCGUCUUUCUUUCUUUCUUUCUUUUUUCUUUUCCCUCGUCUUUCUUUCUUUCUUUCUUUUUUCUUUUCCCUCGUCUUUCUUUCUUUCUUUCUUUUUUCUUUUCCCUCGUCUUUCUUUCUUUCUUUUUUUUUUUCUUUUUCCCCUCUUUCUUUCUUUCUUUCUUUUCUUUUUUCUUUCUUUCUUUCUUUCUUUUUUCUUUUCCCUCGUCUUUCUUUCUUUCUUUCUUUUUUCUUUUCCCUCAUCUUUCUUUCUUUUUUCUUUUUCCUCGUCUUUCUUUCUUUUCCUCUCUCCUCGUCUUUCUUUCUUUUCCUCUCUCCUCGUCUUUCUUUCUUUUCCUCUCUCCUCGUCUUUCUUUCUUUUCCUCUCUCCUCGUCUUUCUUUCUUUUCCUCUCUCCUCGUCUUUCUUUCUUUUCCUCUCUCCUCGUCUUUCUUUCUUUUCCUCUCUCCUCGUCUUUACUCUUGGCUGUACUUGUACGCAAUGGCCAGGUGAUCAACUUGACUAAACCACAUACUCCAGAAAGAGAAGAUGAGAAACGUAGGAUUGAGGAUCUUGGGGGUAUUGUGUUGUUGGUGAAUGGAGUGAGUCGGGUUAAUGGCAACAUUUCUGUAUCAAGAGCAAUUGGUGAUGCCAGUCAGAAGCCAUGCAUAAGCAGCGAUGCAGAUGUUGUUUCAUUUGAACUUGAUGGUUCUGAAGAUUACAUGGUACUAGCCUGUGACGGUGCCUGGGACUGUAUUUGCAAAGAGAACCUUCCCCAUAUCAUUUAUGACCAUGUGCAAAAGAACAAUGGUCAGUGCUCAACUGUGGCUGAACUGCUGGUCAAAUUUGCCAGUGAGAAUGGUUCUACAGACAACAUCUCGGUGAUUGUGGUUUUUUUCAAAGAGAUUUUACCUGAGCCCAAGCUGGGACGGCAUGAAAUAAUCAAAGAAAAUGGAGAGAAUAAGAAGCAUGACCAUAAUCCCAACAGGAAUUCCGGUGGUGAUGCAUCUUCCUCCUCUCAGGGUAGAAAUCUCGGUGACCUGAACAGUGGUUUCAGAAAGCCGGAUAAGGGUUCAAAAUUCUGUGGCAGUGAGAAGCUGAUACCUUGCUUUGGUGGCGGUCAAACUAGUGAAGUCCAGAUUCCAGAAGCUACAGUGCCUACAAGCUGUAAAUCCAAAAAUGAUAUCCUACCCACGAAUGCGAAAAAGUCUGAAAUGCAACAAGGAUAUUAUUCUUUUUCCACAUCUAAAUCAAACUGUUCAAAACUUUUGGAGAGCAAGAUUUCAGAAGUACAAACAGAAUUGAUGCACUGGUUUAUGCCUGAAGCUUUGAAACGCCACUGGACACAGUUGGGUGGUCGAGGUUUUAUCGAUAGUCCAAUCUGUGGUCAGCUUACAUGUGUGUGCCUGCAGAAUAUUUGUAAAGCCGUGUUGUCAUCUAAAAUUGUCGGAGCCUCUGAAUGCUAUUUGUGUGAAUUGGGGACGGUUCAUUGGCCAGCCUUUGAUGCUGAGGGUCUUCAAAGGGCUUUUUGUUCGUUAUCAUCAUCCUCACAAUUGUUAGACUCCUCUUUCUCAACUCCUACCUCAGUUCACGCUUUCAUCUCAUCAGACGUGACCAUGGUUUCCACCUCCAACCCGUUCUCAUCGUCAUUUCUUCUUCGAUUAUGUCCCAGGCAUCUGAUCUUAUCAUCCGCCUGUCAUUCAUCUCUCAUCUCCAAGUUAGCAGCCUGCUCCAGUGUUUUCUCAGCAUGGUGCCUACUUCAUCACCCACACAGUGUGCCCAACAACUUUGCAUCUGGCCCAUGGGCUGAUACUGUGGGGUCGACAUGUCCAGUCAUGCUUAGUGCCACAUCAUGA
Acanthosepion pharaonis is the source of this 3183-nucleotide messenger RNA. NCBI's taxonomy places the organism in Eukaryota, Metazoa, Mollusca, Cephalopoda, Sepiida, Sepiidae. The record is from the annotation of a GenBank genome assembly.